AUGCCUGACAUUAGGUUCUACGCGGUGGAAAUACUGCUGGCCAGCCUGGCCUUGGGAAUCGUGUACUGCAACCUCAAGAGUCAAGCCCAGAGAACAUCCUCCACAGCUCUCAGAUUUCGACCUCUCCCUUCAGUCCACUGCAUCCCCCACCGUCGAACCGCUAGACCCCAUUGCCCCUGCCGACCCCUCCUGCCUCCCCCACCGCCUCUUCGGUACCAGCAAGCUGCCCGGUUCUCUCCCGGACCGCCGAUUCGUAUAGCCGAGCCGGUCGCCGCCUGGUCCUGCUCCUUCGUCGAGACCUAUGAGUACAUCGCCCCCGAGGUCGCCUCUGGCCAGACACACGGCAGCGCCAUCGACUGGUGGGCAUACGACGUCUUCAUCUACGAGAUCCUCUAUGGUCGCACCCCCUUCGCGGAGCCCACCAAAGAAGCCAUCCUCUGCAACAUCGUCAAUCAGCCCCUCGCCUUCCCCGCUGCUCGCGGCCCGGCAGACUCCACCGCCUGGGACCUCAUCUCCGGUCUGCUCAUCAAGGAGCCGGCCUCCCGGCUCGGUUCGAAACGGGGAGCCGCCGACGUCAAAGCCCAUCCGUUCUUCAAAGGCCUGAACCUGGCUCUCCUCCGCUCCUAUCGGCCUCUAUGGACGCCCGUGCCGACGGUGCUCGCGGCCGAAACUGGCGGCCGCCGCACGCGACGACGAACCGGUAUAGAUCUUAUCCUUACCUUGCUGAACUCUUCGUUCCUGGAGUUGCUUCCACGAAACCUGUACAUGUCCCUUUAA
Phoenix dactylifera (date palm) is the source of this 777-nucleotide messenger RNA. RefSeq names its product protein kinase PINOID-like. NCBI's taxonomy places the organism in Eukaryota, Viridiplantae, Streptophyta, Magnoliopsida, Arecales, Arecaceae. Gene Ontology annotation, molecular function: ATP binding; protein kinase activity. Gene Ontology annotation, biological process: protein phosphorylation. The record is from RefSeq and is a predicted model, not a curated record.